GUCUGAUAGUAAGCAUGUCAAAAGAUAUGAGUGCUGUUUAUGCGACAGACGAAUAUGGGCGACCUUUUAUCAUUGUAAGAGAACAACAAAGGAAAAGUAGACUUAGUGGUAUUGAUGCUAUAAAGUACCAUAUUUUAGCUGCAAAAACUGUUGCUUCUAUUAUCAAGACUUCUUUGGGUCCUAGAGGUCUUGACAAAAUUCUAAUAUCACCUGAUGGAGAUAUUACCGUUACUAAUGAUGGUGCAACAAUUUUGACUCAAAUGGAAGUUGAGCACCAGAUUGCAAAGUUAUUGGUUCAAUUAUCUAAAUCUCAAGACGAUGAAAUUGGGGAUGGAACAACCGGUGUUGUCGUUCUUGCGGGCGCACUUCUUGAACAAACUGAGACUCUCUUGGAACGGGGUAUUCAUCCUAUUCGUAUAGCAGAUGGAUUUGAGAGAGCGUGUAAAAUUGCUGUGGAGCAUUUGGAUAAAAUUUCUGAUCUAGUAGAAUUUACCAAAGACAAUACCGAAAGCUUACUUAAAACUGCAAAAACAAGUUUAGGAAGUAAAAUAGUUUCAAAAUAUCAUGGACAAUUUGCUAAAAUAGCAGUUGACGCAGUAUUAUCAGUAGCAGAUUUGGAGCGUAAAGAUGUUGAUUUUGAAUUGAUUAAAGUGGAUGGAAAAGUAGGAGGUUCAUUAGAAGACACUAAAUUGGUACAAGGAGUAGUAAUCGAUAAAGAUAUGUCACAUCCUCAAAUGCCACGUGAAGUACGUGAUGCUAAAAUUGCUAUUUUAACAUGCCCAUUUGAGCCUCCUAAACCAAAAACUAAACACAAAUUAGAUAUUACUUCUGUCGAAGAAUAUAAAAAAUUACAAAAUUAUGAAAAAGAAAAAUUUGAAGAAAUGAUUAAGCGUGUCAAAGAUACCGGUGCUAAUUUAGUUAUUUGUCAGUGGGGUUUUGAUGAUGAAGCUAAUCAUUUGUUGAUGCAAAAUGAGUUACCGGCUGUCCGUUGGGUUGGUGGUCCUGAGAUAGAGCUUAUUGCCAUUGCUACAAAUGGACGUAUUGUUCCUCGUUUUGAGGAUCUUAAGCCCGAGAAACUUGGUAAGGCCGGUCAUGUUCGUGAGAUUUCCUUCGGUACUACAAAGGAUCGUAUGCUUGUUAUUGAGGAAUGUUCAAAUUCUCGUGCCGUUACCGUAUUUGUUCGCGGUAGUAACAAAAUGAUAAUUGAUGAGGCUAAGAGAUCCAUUCAUGAUGCUUUGUGUGUUGUACGUAAUCUUGUUCGUGAUAAUCGUGUUGUAUAUGGAGGUGGUGCUGCUGAAAUCAGUUGUUCACUUGCCAUCUCUCAAGCUGCUGAUAAGAUAUCGUCCAUUGAACAACAUGCUGUUCGUGCAUUCGCUAAUGCUUUGGAUGCGACUCCUUUAGCACUUGCGGAAAAUUCUGGCCUCUCUCCAAUAGAGACAUUGGCUGAUAUUAAAUCGCGCCAAAUAAAUGAAAAUAAUAGUCAAUUAGGAAUUGAUUGUAUGGGAACUGGAUCUAAUGAUAUGAAAGUUCAAUUUGUUUAUGAUCCACUUAUUUCCAAAAGGCAACAAUUCUUGUUGGCGACUCAACUCGUAAAGAUGAUACUUAAGAUAGAUGAUGUCAUUACAACGGGAUCCGUCGGUUAAAUUUACAAGUAAACAUUUUUUUAUAACCAAUAACUUACAACGUUAACGUUGCCUGUAAAAUGAUGCAUAUUUUUUUAAUAUAUGUUGAAAAACUUAAAUUAGUACCAAAUGAAUUUAAUUUUAAUAAAUUAGACACAAAAUUGAGUAUGUAUUGCAACAUAAUUUCCAACGAAUAUAAAAUAUAUUUAUUGUUUCCAU
Molecule: messenger RNA, 1841 nt
Organism: Rhizophagus irregularis DAOM 181602=DAOM 197198
Lineage: Eukaryota; Fungi; Glomeromycota; Glomeromycetes; Glomerales; Glomeraceae
Product: T-complex protein 1 subunit epsilon
Biological process (GO): protein folding
Cellular component (GO): chaperonin-containing T-complex
Molecular function (GO): ATP binding; ATP hydrolysis activity; ATP-dependent protein folding chaperone
Source: RefSeq, a predicted model, not a curated record